AUGCAUGAAGUUGGCUCUUUGUCUUGGUUGAAUGUUGCGAAAUACCAGGUCGAUGUCGGCCAGUUCAGUUUGGGUGUUAUUUUUCUUCUGUUUUUCAGUAUUGUCCCAUCUUCAGCAUGUCCUGAUAAGUGUGUUUGUAAUGCUACUACAGUGCAAUGCCUGAAUCAAAACCUAGUGGAAAUUCCCCGACCUCUUCCCACAAACACUGAGACUUUAAUUGUUACGGGUAACAAUAUUUCUCGUCUCACGAAUGACUCUUUCCCUGUGCGUCUGGAGUACUUGACCAAACUUAACUUAUCUGGGAACGGUAUCGAGCAAGUGGAUCCUGAAGCGUUUACUAAUCUUCCAAACCUCGUAUUGUGUGAACUAAGCAACAAUAACAUAAGAGAGUUCAGUCCCGACGCUUUUUCCAAGGACAACAAGAUUGAAAAACUAAUUAUGAGCAGAUCUGUCUACAGCUCCUCAUAUGUAGAUGUGAUUUCAAAGCUUCUCAGACGCACAACUCGUGUCACCCACCUCGUUUUGUCCAACAAUGACUUGCCUAUCCUUCCUCCUGAUAUGUUUAGCAAUUUGUCCAGUCUUAGUGUGUUGGACUUGAGGAACAAUUCUAUUGUUGAUCUGAAGAAUGUGUAUUUAGGGAACAGAGAACUUACAAAACUUGACCUGCAGGACAAUAGUUUGAAAGUGCUAUACAAUAGCACACUACAGAAUUUCAGCCUUUCCAAACUGGAGGUCACGUUAAGUGGAAACCCUUGGUUUUGUGACUGUAAUAUGGCAGAUAUGUUGGUUUGGCUAAAUACACAUGACCAAGUUGUUGACAAAAUGGAUUUGUCGUGCACCAGUCCCGAGAAUCUCAACCAAUCGAAACUUUUGCAGCUGGCGUCCUCUCAACUCCAGUGCAAAUUCUCCGGAAACAUGAAAAACGUUCUGGAAACCUCUUAUGUGUUUCUUGGCAUGGUACUGGCCCUCAUUGGGGUGAUCUUUCUCCUGGUCUUGUACCUCAACCGAAAAGGUAUCAAGAGAUGGAUGCAUAACAUUCGAGAUGCAUGCAGGGACCACAUGGAAGGGUACCAUUACAGGUACGAAAUAAACACAGAUCCAAGGCUCGCCAACCUCAGUCUCAACUCGGAUGUGUGA
Chanos chanos (milkfish) is the source of this 1137-nucleotide messenger RNA. RefSeq names its product trophoblast glycoprotein (gene tpbg). The transcript has a single exon. NCBI's taxonomy places the organism in Eukaryota, Metazoa, Chordata, Actinopteri, Gonorynchiformes, Chanidae. Gene Ontology annotation, biological process: negative regulation of canonical Wnt signaling pathway. The record is from RefSeq and is a predicted model, not a curated record. Gene Ontology annotation, cellular component: plasma membrane. Gene Ontology annotation, molecular function: protein binding. Bases 1 to 1137 code for a protein of 378 amino acids.